This is a messenger RNA of Anopheles coustani, 893 nucleotides long. RefSeq names its product acyl-CoA-binding protein (gene Acbp1). The record is from RefSeq and is a predicted model, not a curated record. Lineage: Eukaryota; Metazoa; Arthropoda; Insecta; Diptera; Culicidae. The coding region runs from base 185 to 454 and encodes 89 amino acids. Gene Ontology annotation, biological process: fatty acid metabolic process. Gene Ontology annotation, molecular function: fatty-acyl-CoA binding. The transcript is spliced from 2 exons.
CGCUUGUCAACGCUGCACCUGCGGUGCCUUGCAGGAAAUACCGGUAUUGGAGUCUGCUGAAUGCUAGUAGAACUAGCUUUGUACGUGCUGCGAAAGAGAUUUGCAACGUGUGCCACCGUGUGCGACGAAACGAGAGACUUUUUUCGCCAAUUUGACAACUACCGACAAGAACGACCGCCGCAGAAUGUCCCUUGAAGAAAACUUCAACAAGGCCGUUGAGGAUGUGAAAAACCUGAAGGCAACCCCGGCCGAUGCGGACCUGCUGGUCAUUUACGGGCUGUACAAGCAGGCGACGGUUGGUGACUGCAACACGGAGAAGCCGGGCUUCCUCGACUUCAAGGGGAAAUCGAAGUGGGAGUCGUGGAACGGCCGCAAGGGCACCUCCCAGGACGAUGCCAAGCAGGCGUACGUGGACAAGGUGAAGGAGCUGAUCGAGCAGCAUGGACUGAAGUAAAGCAUCCUCGCUCCUCCUCCCUCUCCUCGGACUCUUGGUAGCUGCGGUUUGUGUGUUGGUGCGCGCACGUACGCUUGUGAACAUAUUUUUGCGGUACAAAUUUAACCUAUAUUAUCUACUACUCUUCAUUUCGCACAAUCUCAGAGUACGCCAUCCUACCAGCGUGUAGGCAUUUGAGAAGCGAACGGAAACGGAACGUUUAAUUGCGUUGAAUUCAGUCUCGAACUAACGGAAAGACUUAGCCCUUAACGAUCAAGAAUGAUGAUUUGAAAUUUUGUUGAUUUAUUUUCUAUUGAUCUUUAUUAAAUUCUCUUUAAGCGCUUACGAAAGCAAAAUACAAAGGAAACGGAAAAGGAAAUGAUAUCCUUUUGUAAUGUUUGUUUAAAAAUACUGUAAUAUUUUGCUAUGGAAUAAAUUAACAUCACGAGUACGAACCGUC